Symbiodinium necroappetens is the source of this 1047-nucleotide messenger RNA. Lineage: Eukaryota; Dinophyceae; Suessiales; Symbiodiniaceae. The record is from the annotation of a GenBank genome assembly.
AUGCAGCUAGAACCCGACGGCGACGGAGGCUUGUCGCAACAGCAGUACCUGGGAGCCACGUCGCGGCCCCUUACCGAGCAGAUUGCUGAAGCUCAGCGGACAGCGAAAGGUCUCCUUGUGUCAGGCGAUGGUGGCGAAGGUCAGAGAGAGGCGGUGGCCACACCAUUCGUGAUUCAAGCUGCUCCGAGGUUGCCACUGCCUCCGGCAUUGCGCUGCUGCAUUGUCACGGCUCCGUCGCUGCCUCUCUCAAGACCGGCUUCGACGGCUUCGGCGCCCGGCCCGUUGAUCCUUCGCAGGGUGAGGCUCGAGAGUUCUGGUGGACCUGCGUUGGAGGUCUCCGAAGGAACAGCUUGUGAGCUCUAUGACUGCUUCGUGAACGGUUCUGUGAAGCUGGCCAAAAGUUCAUCAGCUAAGCUGGUCAGAACAGAUGUCUUUGGCGCUGCUGGCAGCGGUGUGGAAGGCAGAGCUUUUGCACAACUCGUGCUAGCGGCUUGCACCAUCCGAGAUUGCGUCGGCAAUGGCCUUCUUCUAAGACAUGGACAGGCCGACAUCUCCGAUUGCACAAUCCGCAACUGUGGCCAAAGCGGUUUGGUGCUGGGGCCCGGGACGUGGAGGUUGUCGGGAAAUACGCUUUCUAGCAAUGGUCAGUAUGGCGUCUGGGCCGAAGCCGGAACGAGAGCAGAAUGGAGACAGAGCCUUUGCACGGGAAAUUUGCUCGGCGAUAGAGGUGGCCGUGGAGAGCUGGCUGGUUGGCAAGGGAGUGGAUUAGCACCAGGUGAAGAGUGUCGCAUUUGGAGCGAGCCGCGGGGUAAGUGGAUCAGAGCGGAAGUGAGGGAAAUUGCAUCUGCUCAAGAUGAGGUCGUGGUUGCAAUCAGAAAGCGAAAAUUUGCGAAAACUCCUGUGGAGCCGGGCGACGAUGGCCCAGAUGCAGAGCACGUGAUAGGAGAAGGAGAGCCUGGCGUUGAGGUCUGCUUAAAGUGCCGGCAGCCGGAGUACGGCCAUUGUGCAGUGGGGGCCGAGAGCCACCGGCAUUCUCCCAGAAGGUGA